This is a messenger RNA of Erpetoichthys calabaricus (reedfish), 3392 nucleotides long. RefSeq names its product protocadherin-10-like. Gene Ontology annotation, biological process: homophilic cell-cell adhesion. Gene Ontology annotation, cellular component: plasma membrane. Gene Ontology annotation, molecular function: calcium ion binding. Lineage: Eukaryota; Metazoa; Chordata; Cladistia; Polypteriformes; Polypteridae. The coding region runs from base 89 to 2545 and encodes 818 amino acids. The transcript has 2 exons. The record is from RefSeq and is a predicted model, not a curated record.
GGCUGUUUUUAAUUAAAAAUAAGUCACUUUACAAGUCAACAGAAAUCUGCAAGAUUCAAAGACGUAUUGGUGUUUUUACACAGAUACGAUGAGGUUAGUGAAUCUACUUGCAAUAUUGUCUUAUAUUGUUUGGGAUGUGUCAGGUUUAAAAAUACGUUAUUCUGUUCCCGAAGAAAUGGAGACAGGAGCAGUGGUUGGAAACAUCGCUGCAGAUAUUGGGGUUAACAACUACAAUCUUUCUAAACGAGGCCUUCAAAUUGCGUCGAAUCCUGGGAAACAGUAUCUGGGGUUAAGCAAGAACAGUGGAGUUUUAUUUGUUCGAGAAAGACUUGACAGAGAAAAGAUAUGCGCGUUUAAAGAGGAUUGUUUAAUUAAUCUGGAGGCCGUACUUGAAAAUCCUCUUCAGGUUUUCAGUGUUGAAGUACAAAUCGCAGAUGUGAAUGACAAUGCUCCAUAUUUUCCAUUUCUCGUGUCUCGGAUAAACAUUUCAGAAUCCGAAUUACAGUCAGAAAGAUUUUUACUGGUUAAAGCCGAAGAUCCAGAUGUCGGCAAUAAUUCAGUAUGUAAUUACAAACUAAGCGAAAGUAAAUAUUUUAAAAUAGAUGUACAGACCUGGAAAGAUGGUACAAUGUACGCCGAUUUAUUAAUUAAUCAACCUUUAGAUAGAGAAACGUUGGCGGUGCACAAUUUAAUUCUAAGAGCAGUGGACUGUGGAACCCCUGCACUUUCUGGCACGAUCAAUAUCACUGUUACUGUCCUUGAUGCAAAUGACAACGCACCCAAGUUUGAUAAACACAAUUAUGAGGUGAAUGUACCAGAAAAUGCAUUAUUAGGAACUACAUGUAUUAAACUCAACGCAACAGACGCCGAUGAAGGCUCCAAUGCCGAGUUACUGUAUUCAUUUACUCUUCACACUUCGGAGGAGGCACGGAAAAGAUUCAGUGUGGAUCAAAGAACAGGAGAGAUUAAGGUUAUUGACCUUUUAGAUUUCGAACUGUCUCGUCAGUAUGAAUUGUUUGUUCAAGCAAAAGAUAAUGGAUACAAACAAAUGACCGGGCAAUGCAAAGUGGUGGUAAAAAUCAACGACUGCAAUGACAAUCAACCUGAAAUUACCGUCACUUCAUUAAAGAGCUCGGUAUUGGAGGAUGUACCAAUUGGCACAGUAAUCGCCCUUUUCAGUGUCACGGAUUUGGACUUUGGAGACAAUGGCAUGGUUAACUGCGGUAUUUCAGAUAAUACUCAUUUUACACUUCAGCAAACAGUAGAAAAUUAUUACGCGCUGGUAACAGCGGAGCUUUUAGAUCGAGAAUUAAUCCCAGGUUUUAACAUUACAAUCAUCGUCAAGGACAAAGGAAUACCUUCUCUCUCAAAUAAUGAAAGCGUUUAUUUAACACUGUUGGAUGUAAAUGAUAACGCACCAUCUUUUUCACACGUUUCCUACGAAAUCCCUGUUUCGGAGAACAAUUUACCCGGUACUCGCAUUUGUUCCAUUACUGCUAAUGAUCCUGACAAAGACCAAAACGGAGUUGUAAAGUAUUCAAUACAAGAACUGAAUAACUUCAAUAAUACCGUAACGAAAUUAUUUUCCAUUAAUCAAGACAGUGGAAAUAUUUAUGCACUACAGUCUUUCGACUUUGAAAAAGAGAUAUUUUAUACUUUUACUGUUCUGGCCAGAGAUUCUGGCAGUCCUCAGCUGAGCAGCAGCGCAUCUGUCACAGUAAGAAUUCUUGAUGAAAAUGAUAACACCCCAGUUAUUGUUUCUCCCUGGCGCUCGCAUGGUUCGAUAGUUAGUGACACAAUUCCGAAUUCCCCAGAAGAAGGAUAUUUAGUAGUAAAAGUGAUAGCGAUUGAUGACGACUCUAUGCAAAAUUCACGAAUAACUUACCAUCUGCUUCAUGUUACUGACCAGACCUUAUUCACCCUCAAUCAAUACACCGGAGAGCUUCGAACCAGAAGACGUUUUGUCUUCAGGGAUGCUUCCAAACAAAGACUUGUGAUUCAAGCUCGGGAUAAUGGCAGUCCUUCACUGUCAUCGACCGUUACAAUCCUCAUAUCAAGAUCCGACCCAGAAGAUGAAGGACGUCUGACAUUAAAUGAUGACCUAGAGACCGAAUAUUUAAUACCUUUUAACAUGUAUUUGAUGAUUGGCCUGGUAUCUGUUUCAUUUUCGUUUCUUUUAACCAUAGUGAUUUGUGUAGCAACAUGUCAUCGUAAUCCAGCAGAAAACAACAAAACGUCGUCGCACAGGAUUAGCUGCUACAGCCAAAGAGAUUCAAUGAUCUCUGAUCUGCCCCCAAACUCUACGUUGAUUUCAAGUGAUGCUUACUGGCACAGCGUACUUUUAGCAGAAUCAAGAAAAGGAAAGAUGAUCGUGCAGCACCCAGUGCCCAAUGGAUCUGGAUUCAUUGUCUCAAGUUUAGGAAAGAACCCAGAGCAGACAUCAAUCAAUGAAGUAGCAGAAACACCAGUUCAGGCUGGAGCGCUGGCCCAUUUUUCAUCCCCCACCCACACUCCUCUUCCUGGGCUUGGGACCAGGCAACGGUGAAGUUAAUUCUUUGUCUAGACUGGGAAGAGAUCUCAGUGCUGAUGCUGAUGCUGAUGGUGUGGGUACAGUAUUCAUCAAGGACAAGAAUGGCAAGGUCCUGGUGUCAGAAGAAGAGCAAAAUGCAAGGUGGGUGGAGCACUUCAAAGAUUCCCCCUAACAAUCAGAUGUAACAACUUUUGUUGAUUUCAAUGUGGAGGUUGCAAUUGCAUAUACUUGAUAUGAAUAUGGGUGACAUGGAGAAACAAAAAAACAAAAAAGUUGUAAAGACACUCAAGAAUAGCAAAUCAGCUGGAUUGCACCAGAACUGUUGAAGCAUGGAAGGUAGAGGACUACUAGAAUGUUUACACAAUUGUUCAACCUGAUUUGUGGAACAGAGUUUGUGCCUCAUGACUGGAGAAAGGAUAUGCUUAUAAAACUCCCAAAAAGGAUGAGCUUGGCAUCUGCAUUAACUGGGGAUAUAUAACACUGAUGUUGGUAACUGGGAACAUAUUCUCAUUUGUUCUACUAAACAGAGUCAAGGUCAAAGUAGAUGCCAGGCUCCAAGAGGAAAAAAGCCAUCUUCGGAUUGGGCUGGUCAGGCAGUGAACAUAUCCUUGAACUAUGGAACAUAAUUUAAACAGAGCUAUGAAUUAAACAAGAAGGCCUGUACAUCAACUUUACUGAUUUCAGAAAAGCAUUCAAGGGCGUGCAUCAUGAGGCAGUCUGGGAAAUUGCAAGGUUGUACGGAGUUCCUGGAACAUCUUAUGAAUUCUGUAUCUGAACUAGAAAGGGUUGUAUAAGAACAGGAACAGGAAAUACCAAUCUUUUCAACAUUGUCACAGGUAUUCCCCAGGGCUGCAUUUAUCCU